Messenger RNA from Malus domestica (apple), 1494 nucleotides. Its product is annotated as polygalacturonase At1g48100-like. Gene Ontology annotation, biological process: carbohydrate metabolic process. Lineage: Eukaryota; Viridiplantae; Streptophyta; Magnoliopsida; Rosales; Rosaceae. Gene Ontology annotation, molecular function: polygalacturonase activity. The record is from RefSeq and is a predicted model, not a curated record.
AUGAUGAAGCUCUCUCGUUUCUUCAAGCUGCUUUUUGUUGUGCUUUUAGUGUUUGUCAUUGUUUUCUUUCAAAAACAACAUAUAAAACACAAAGAUUUGCACAGAACAUCUCGGAUAUUAAAUUGGCCAUGGCCAUCAUACCAUGUACCGAAAAUAUGGCCGCCAUAUUCCUCCCCAUCCGUCUACCCUAAGAGUCCAUCGGUUCAAAUACCAGAAUCUCCACCUCCAGAUUACCUUGAGAAUCCUUACAAGUUGCGGGUUUUUAAUGUGUUGGACUUCGGUGCUCAGGGGAAUGGUGUCAAAGAUGACACUGAAGCAUUCAAGGACACUUGGAAUGCUGUUUGCCAAGCUGAAAUUAGCACUGCUGUCAUGUUUCUUGUUCCUAACAAUUUAUCCUUCUUGAUUCAACCUAUCGUUUUUGAGGGGCCUUGCAAAUCUAGGCUUGUGUUUCAGAUUGAGGGAACCCUUAUGCCUCCGGAUGGACCCGAUCAAUGGCCCCCAAACACCAAGAGGCAAGACUGGCUGCUCUUCAAAGAAGUCCAUAGAAUGCUAAUGCAAGGGAAUGGUCUUUUAAAUGGGAAAGGAGAGAAAUGGUGGGACCUCCCCUGCAAGCCUCACAAGAACUACAUGCCUGCUGAUGAUAUUAAUUUUGUGUCAAUGUUGGAACAGGGAGGAAAGGGUUCUUGUGAUAGCCCAUCUAUCAUAAGGUUCUCAAAAGGGUCAGAUUUGUUUGUUCGAGGACUUAGGCUUGAGAACAGCCCCAAGAUUCAUAUUCGUUUUGAUAGUUGUGAACAUGUCAGUGUCGAAAGCAUUAGCAUAAUUUCACCUGAAGACAGUCCCAACACAGAUGGAAUCCACAUAGAGGACACAACCAAUGCCGAAAUACACCAUUCAACCAUUUCCACGGGCGAUGAUUGCGUCUCGAUUGGAACGGGCUGCUAUAACGUGGAUAUAAGCUACAUGACGUGUGGUCCAAGUCACGGAAUAAGCAUAGGUAGUCUUGGCGAAGGAAACUCACAAGCCUGUGUUACAAACAUCACAGUGAGUGACUCAAUCAUCAAGAAUUCCGACAACGGUGUUCGGAUCAAAACAUGGCAAGGCGGCUCCGGCAUGGUAUCUAAAGUAACCUUCAAGGACAUUCACAUGGACACAGUUUUAAACCCCAUUAUCAUAAACCAGUUUUACUGCCUCAAGAAACAAUGCUCCAACCAAACUUCUGCAGUAUUGAUUGACAGUGUUCACUUCUCAAACAUAAUGGGCACGUAUGACAGUAGAAAGCCUCCGAUACAUCUUGCUUGCAGCGAUUCACUGCCAUGCAAAAAUCUGACCCUGUCGGGAAUACACUUGCUUCCUGCUCAAGGAGGGACUCACUUGGAUCCAUUUUGCUCGCAAGCUUUUGGUACUAAGGAUGCAUUUUCCACUCCACGGGUUCCAUGUUUGAUGACAGGUUACCCCAAAGGGCUGGAAAAUGAGGUGGAUAGGUCAUGUUUUUAG